Molecule: messenger RNA, 837 nt
Organism: Peromyscus eremicus (cactus mouse)
Lineage: Eukaryota; Metazoa; Chordata; Mammalia; Rodentia; Cricetidae
Product: rho GTPase-activating protein 10-like
Exons: 7
Cellular component (GO): cytoplasm
Molecular function (GO): protein binding; GTPase activator activity
Source: RefSeq, a predicted model, not a curated record
UUGUUCUUUCUUCUUCUCCAGGCAUUAAGUGUUACUGAGACCCUGAUUAAACCCUUGGAAAAAUUCAGAAAGGAACAACUCGGAGCUGUAAAGGAAGAAAAGAAGAAGUUUGACAAAGAGACAGAAAAGAAUUACAGUCUAAUUGAUAAACACUUGACUCUCUCUGCCAAGAAGAAAGACUCACAUUUGCAAGAGGCAGAUCUCCAAGUGGAGCAGACGCGCCAGCACUUCUACGAACUCUCUCUUGAGUAUGUGUGCAAGCUGCAGGAAAUCCAGGAAAGAAAGAAGUUUGAGUUUGUGGAACUGAUGCUGUCCUUUUUUCAGGGAAUGUUUACUUUCUACCAUCAGGGGCAUGAACUUUCCAAAGACUUCAAUCACUACAAAAUGGAACUACAGAUCAACAUCCAGAAUACACGGAAUCGAUUUGAGGGAACCAGGUCAGAAGUGGAAGAACUUAUGAAUAAAAUCAGACAAAACCCCAAGGACCACAAGCGAGCAAGCCAGUUCACAGCAGAAGGCUACCUGUAUGUCCAGGAGAAAAGGCCGGCUCCAUUUGCGUCCAGCUGGGUCAAACACUAUUGCAUGUAUCGGAAAACAGCCAAGAAAUUCAACAUGAUCCCAUUUGAGCACAGGUCUGGGGGGAAACUGCUAGCUGCUCAUCCCAAAGAGAUGAAUAACAGAGCCAAGCCUGGUAGUAAGACCUUGGGAACGGGCUGUGCAAGGAAGGCGACCUGCCUGGCCAGUGAACAGUCGCAGGAGGCGGCUCAUAGCGAGCGUCGGUCCCUGAGCGUGAAGCUCUUCCCACUAGCAGUGAGCAUAACUGGCCACACAGUCUAA